CUUAUUAUUACAGAUAACAAUAAAGCCGUCUCUCUUGUCCAAAAUACUAAAUCCUUCCCUAUCUACUCCUCCAUAACCAUCUUCUCAAAUCUCCUCCACACAUAAAGAAGAACUAGUAACAAAAACCAGAGGAUCUCUUCUUGAUUAGACCGAAUCGUUUUGAAGAUAUGUUGAGUCCCUUUUCGUCACCGAGGAGAUCGAGAAAAGGAAGCAAAGAAAGCAAGAAUCCUUAUUCAAACCAAGGACUUGAAAAGUUCUCCGCACUUCUAUCUGAUUUAGAUGAGAAAAGACAGAGCAUUUACGCCAAGAGGCUUGAUUCCGAUGGUCCGCCUCUUGUCCGGUUUAUGUUCACCAGCUCCGGCGAGUGCGUCCCUGUGAUGAUCAAAACAAAGAGGGCAGGUCAGAAGAAGGAUGUUCAAGAUGAUUUCAAGGUCGCGAGCGAAUCAAAAACAGAGGAAGAGAAAGAAACGAAGAGAACAGAGUCAGAAACAGAGCAGAAACAGAGAUGUGUAUUAUUGAACGAAAAUCUGAAGAAGAUUUCUAGACCGAAGCAUUUUUUGCCGAUGACAGUGGUGUUGGUUCUGAUCUUCUUGGCGUUUUUCGGACGAACCGUCUCAAUCAUGUGCACUUGUAUUGUUUGGUACUUGGUUCCAAUGAUCAAGGAACAGAGCAGAAACAGAGGAUCAUCAUCAUACGCGACAAAGAAGAAACUUAAUAUCGAAAACAGAGCAGCAUCGUUUAACGAGAAUAAGGCUCGUGACCAAACUGUUCUUAAGAAUAAAUCUCCGCAUCUAGCUGCUCCUGGUAAAACUCGGUGACGAGUUUUCAAACUCGUUUUUUUUUUCCUUUUGGGUUUGUGAAAGUUCUUUUAUUCUUUUCAUCUAACAUUUUUUCCUUGAUUUGUUUGUUUUGUUAAGUUUUGAAACAGAUACCUAAAACCUCUUUUUUUUUUAUCCUCUUUAGUGAAAUGUAACUAUUCAAACAUAUAAUUUUCUAGGUCGUGGUUUAAGUGUGUUCCUGAUUCAAUCGUGUACAAAAUUUCGUUGUAAUUGAUAAUCUGUAAAUGUUAAUUUUUCUUUUUUUU
Molecule: messenger RNA, 1084 nt
Organism: Capsella rubella
Lineage: Eukaryota; Viridiplantae; Streptophyta; Magnoliopsida; Brassicales; Brassicaceae
Exons: 1
Coding region: 168-818 (216 amino acids)
Source: RefSeq, a predicted model, not a curated record